Vitis vinifera (wine grape) is the source of this 1673-nucleotide messenger RNA. RefSeq names its product putative glutamine amidotransferase GAT1_2.1. The transcript has 4 exons. The record is from RefSeq and is a predicted model, not a curated record. Gene Ontology annotation, molecular function: hydrolase activity, acting on carbon-nitrogen (but not peptide) bonds, in linear amides. Gene Ontology annotation, cellular component: cytosol. Lineage: Eukaryota; Viridiplantae; Streptophyta; Magnoliopsida; Vitales; Vitaceae. The coding region runs from base 109 to 1386 and encodes 425 amino acids.
AUAGCAUUCAUGAAGGAUACACGUUGAACUCUCACUUUCUAUUUCUGCAUCCCUCGCCUUUUCUUCUCCUUUCUUUCUAUAAAAGCUUCCAUUCUCUUCAUCAAGUACAUGGCGUCAGACAUUUCAACGAUUUUUCCGAGGGUUCUUAUCGUCUCUCGACGGACCGUUCGCAAGAACAAGUUUGUAGAUUUUGUGGGAGAAUAUCAUCUUGAUCUUAUAGUAAACUAUGGAGCAGUACCUGUAAUCGUCCCAAGAGUUAGUGGAGUCCACAUGCUGCUAGAAAGCUUCGAGCCAAUCCAUGGCGUUCUCCUAUGCGAGGGUGAAGACAUUGAUCCAUCCCUUUACGACGCAGAGCUUUCUGGCUUUUCCCCAGAAGAAAUUGAAGAGAUCAGGCGGUUGCAUGCCAGUGACAUAGCCAUUGAUCGAGAGAAAGAUUCAAUUGAGUUACUCCUUGCUAAGCUUUGCCUGGAAAGGAGCAUACCCUUCUUAGGCAUCUGCAGGGGAUCGCAGGUCCUUAACGUUGCAUGUGGAGGUAGCCUUUAUCAGGACGUAGAGAGAGAACUCUCAAAGAAGUGCCCAGAAGGGCAGAGAGUGGUUCAUAUGAACUACGAAAAUUAUGAUGGGCAUCGGCACAUAGUGAAGGUGGUGGAGAACACCCCUUUGCAUCACUGGUUUAAAGAUUCUUUGGAGGCUAACAAAAUGGAUAUAUGGGUAAAUAGUUAUCAUCAUCAGGGCGUUAAAAGAUUAGCUCAGAGAUUCGUCCCAAUGGCCUUCGCUCCUGAUGGCUUGGUUGAAGGAUUCUAUGAUCCCCACGUUUAUAAUCCCGAAGAGGGUAACUUUAUCAUGGGUCUGCAGUUUCAUCCUGAGCGGAUGCGACAACCGAAUUCUGAUGAUUUUGAUUAUCCAGGAUGCCCCUCUGCAUAUCAGGAAUUUGUCAAGGCAGUGAAAGCUUACCAAAAGAAGCUCAAUGGUUCAGCAUUUGUGGCCAAGACUCUAAAGCUUGACGAAGAUGUGGAGAAGAAGAGAAAGGUGAUUGGUCGAAGUUUCUCAAUUGCAAGAGACAUGUACAGCACCCGCAGAGGAAUGCUUGGGGAAGAGGAAUCUGAACUCGAAGUUGGAGCAAAGUUUCUGGAGGCAAAUACAGCAUUGAGUUUGCAGCAGGAGAAGAGGUUGAAGCAGAUGGGUGCAACAGUGAGAAAUGCUUCAGUGUACAUGGAAAGGUUGAAGAUGAAUGAGGAAAAGGAAAAACUUGCAAGGACAAUGAUGGGGAAGAUGUCCAUUGAACAGUUAUCCGAAAUUGUGUCCUUCUACCACAUGAUGGGGCGAAUUUGUUCAGAGGUUUUAGAGAGAAAACUUCACAACUUGACGAAUGAAAUUGGUGGCUGAGUUUUCUCCCUUUAUGAAGGAAGGAACAGUGUGGACCUCGAUAUGAUCUACAUUUUUUUCUCUGAAGCCCCACACAGAUCUUGAAUAGGCCUCCUGCAUUUUUGGUGUUUUGGUUGUCGACUGUAGUCAUUUUCCCCAUCAGCCAUGAAAAUCAAAUUCAAAACAUAAUCUCUAGCUCUUUUAGUCUUUUCCAUAUAUACGAUGGAAUGGAAGCGAAUUGUUAUCUGAUCCAUACGGGAAAAUGCAUUUUCUUUUAAAAUUGUCUCAUUAAUAUUAUUUUAUUUUUU